Molecule: messenger RNA, 2493 nt
Organism: Dinoponera quadriceps
Lineage: Eukaryota; Metazoa; Arthropoda; Insecta; Hymenoptera; Formicidae
Product: aminopeptidase N-like
Exons: 9
Coding region: 1-2493 (830 amino acids)
Biological process (GO): proteolysis; peptide catabolic process
Cellular component (GO): cytoplasm
Molecular function (GO): metalloaminopeptidase activity; zinc ion binding; peptide binding
Source: RefSeq, a predicted model, not a curated record
AUGACUAGGAAAACCGGAGUGGCGUUCGUCGUACUAUUAUUCAGCUUCGGCUCGAUAUUCGCUGUUGAAGUAACGAAUGAUUUCUGUCCGUGUACAUCCAAUGCAAUCGAUUAUCGUUUACCGUCAGUAGUAAUACCUCGACAUUAUUAUAUCGGCCUGAGACAACAACAUGACAGGAGCUUCUAUGGGGAAUGCAAAAUAACCAUCGAAAUAACUCGUGCAACCACAAAUAUUAUUUUGCAUGCUCGCGAGUUGUACAUUUUCCCCGAUACGAUAAGACUGUCGAACGUCAAUAAGUCAAAAGUCAAUAACGAGGAUAUGUCCUUAAAACCUCAGGCACUUCAUUACUCGGAACAGAUACAGAUUUGUGCUUUCGAUUUUUACGAGACUUUAUAUCCUGGAAAUUACACGUUAAGCAUGGUAUAUACCACUUCUACACAGUACACUGAAUAUAAGUAUGAAUCCAAUAAUGACCCGAGACUGGUUGGCAAGUGGCCGUAUAUAACAGAUUUCGAACUGAUUGGUGCUCGAAGCAUGUUUCCAUGCUGGGACGAGCCAACGUUCAAAGCGAUCUUCAAAAUCUCCAUUGAGCAUGCGUAUAAAUUCCAUGUUCACUCCUGUAUGCCGAUUAUGGACGAAAUAAUGUUGCAUCAGAGCCAAAUAACGAUAUUUGAACCUACACCGGUGAUGUCAACCUAUCUCGUAACAUUCGCAAUUGGCACACCCCAAAAUUAUAUGUCGCACGAUGACAUCAAAUUAUAUAUGAACUUGACUGCAUUAGUAUAUGUAUAUCCUAUCACAAGCAUUGCUUUAGAUGCUCAAAGUUUUUUGAAAAAUUAUACAAAUAAUUUGUGGGAAAGUAAUUCAAACCUUAUCAUCGUGGAUUCAAAUUUAAAGAGUAAAGCCGUGGGAGCCUGGAGAUUCACAGUUUUCAGAGAUAUCUAUUACCGAUUGAAUUUUCAUUUUCACGGCCGCCGAUUAGAGAUACAUAAGAUAAUAUCGAGCCAACUGACAAAACAGUGCAUCGAGAGUCUCGUCAGCCCAAAGGAGUGGCCUCAACUAUGGCUUAGCAAUGCAUUUGCAACGCUUCUUGGUUAUAAAAUAACUGCGAUGAUGUCACUUGAUGAAGAUACCAUGAUGGAACUUUUUGUAGUGCAGGUUCUACAGCCUGCUCUGCAUAACGAUGUUGAACUAAGGGUACCACCUGUCAUUCACGAAUACGACCCGUUUUAUGCUUCUCUCAUUUAUAAGAAAGCAUCGGCUAUGAUGAGGAUGUUUGAAUACAUCGUCACAAAGAAGGUGUUGCAGGAGGCUCUUGCCGAAUACUUAAAAAGAUAUGCUUACAGCAGCGCUACAACAUACGAUUUCUUGUCGAUCCUGAAAAACAAAAUACGAUCAGAUUGUACAUACCGCUAUAAUGCAGCCGAAAUGAUGCAAACAUGGCUGUCGGAAAGAGGCUAUCCAGUAUUAACGGUUCGACAAUAUAAAGAUGGCACGAUAUCGAUUAAUGUAUCUAAUUCGCUAGAAAAGUCCAGUCACUCGAGAAAUGAAUGGCAGAUACCUACAACAUUCACGACAAAGGAACACCUUAAUUUCACGCAAAAUUCGCCUACGUUCUGGCUAAAUUCGUCGGAAGUAUUGUCGGUAAAUUUGUCGGGUUUUUAUGAUCAGAGUCAGUGGGUCAUAAGUAACAUACAACAAUUUGGCUUCUACCGUGUCCGAUACAUCGAUGAUAAUUGGUGGCAAAUUUUGGAAUACUUGGCCAAAAAUCACACGAAAAUACACGUUCUGAAUCGUGCUCAGCUGAUCGAUGAUGCGUAUCAUACUAUAAUGGAUAGCCGUUUAAAUAACUGGAUCCUCAACGGUUUGGUCCGGUACUUAGGGAAAGAGACGAGUUUUAUAGUAUGGCAUAGUAUGAUGAACGUCUUGCAGUAUAUGUCGUCAUUCUUCAACCUCCCAGGAAGACCGGUUGAAUUCUUCAAGGAAUUGGUGUUGAAAUCCAUGAAUGAGACUUUAACGACGCUCGGAUUUCAUGAAAAAUCUGAAUUCAUUCAGAUAGAAGUAACAGAAUUAUUACUCCUGAAUUGGGUCUGUAAACAUGGCCAUGUUGAAUGCAGGAAGUGGGCCUACAAUAAACUAAUGAUGCACAUCGACGAUUCCGAGAAGAAAAAACCAAUUUUACCGGAAUGGGAGGCCUGGAUGUUUUGCGCGGGUGUUAUGAACGGACGCACCGAAAGAUGGAUAUCGAAAGUAAUGCAUCACAUUAUGCAAAAAGAUAAACAAAUGUUAAAACAUAUGGCCUGUGUCGAUGACGAUCGAAUGCUCAGUUUUUUAUUGAAACUGAUCACAACUAAGCCUCUUCUUAUUGAGUGGAAAGAACUUGAAACUGAACAGAUACAGACAUUAUAUUACAGUAUUGUGAAAAGGCACGCGAGAAAGGAUCAAGUGCUGGAUUUAGUUCUUGAAAUUCUCGACGAAAUACCAAACGGGUAA